AUGGCUACUGGAUGGUCAACAAUUACAAAAGAAAACACCAACUUUGCUCGAUUGUGUAAAUUACUCAUCGAUGGAGGAACUCAUGYCCUUARAGUCAUUUUUGAUGCCAAACAUCCACCUCACGAUCUAAAGAAACAUUUGAUGGACAGCAGGAUUCAUAAUAUCUUAAAGAAUUUGAAGGCUAAAAAUCUUCUACGACCAGAGCAGUGGAACAGACUGUAUCCAAGUGUAGGAUCGGCAACAUCUGCAGGUUUUGACAUAACUCUUUUAAGUUUACUGUUGCGCAAUAUCUGCAAUUUGCCAACACCAGUAAAAGGGUGGAACGAAGAGCCUGCUACAGGAAGUGUUAACGUGGAAGAUGAUGUAGUAAGGCUGAGAUUAUACCGUAAUAAUCUGUAUGGUCACAUCUCUGAACCAGCUCUAUCARAYGCUGAUUUCAACAAGUACUGGAACGACAUUGAAACUGUUUUGUUAAGACAUGGUGUAAACAAGACAGCCAUUGAUAGUCUUAAGACACAAUCCUUCGAACCAGAAGAUGAAGACUACUACAUCAAAUGCUUAAAAGAAUGGAUCACUGAUGAGGCUGAUAGAGUAAUCCAUGAAGUGAAGGAAUCAGUGAAGGAAUCAGAAAAGAGAGUGCUGGAUGAAUUUGGAAGCGUAAAGGACAAGCUGGAAAAAGUUGAUAAUAUAGAGCAAAAGCUAGACCAAGUAAGUCCAACGCGACCUUCAAGUCGACCGACAACAUCUCAAGGUAUGACACUAUCAUCAGACUCUUUUCUCGACCAUGUAGCCCCGAGUUUUUAAU
This is a messenger RNA of Exaiptasia diaphana, 805 nucleotides long. RefSeq names its product E3 ubiquitin-protein ligase DZIP3. Lineage: Eukaryota; Metazoa; Cnidaria; Anthozoa; Actiniaria; Aiptasiidae. Bases 1 to 804 code for a protein of 267 amino acids. The record is from RefSeq and is a predicted model, not a curated record. The transcript has a single exon.